UGGAGGACGUGCAGAGAUCCCGAGCCGCAGCCUUUACACAGUGACAGAGAGACAGAGAGAGAGAGAGAGAGAGAGAGAGGAGGCUGAGAGCGGCUAUAGGUGCAGCAGGAGGUUAGAUUCAUGCACCAUGGGGGCAGUCGUGGUAGAUGAUAAUCCGUCCAGCGUUAAGGCCCCUGACGGAGGAUGGGGAUGGGCUGUCCUGUUUGGCUGUUUUGUUAUCACCGGAUUCUCCUAUGCUUUCCCCAAAGCGGUCAGCGUGUUCUUUAAGGAGCUGAUCCGGGAGUUUGGAAUUGGAUACAGUGAUACGGCAUGGAUCUCUUCAAUCCUCUUAGCAAUGCUGUACGGAACAGGUCCCCUAUGCAGUAUCUGUGUAAAUCGUUUUGGAUGCCGGCCAGUAAUGAUGGUUGGGGGUCUGUUUGCUUCUCUCGGGAUGGUUUCCGCAUCUUUUUGCACAAGUAUUCUUACAAUAUACCUCACUGCCGGAGUCAUCACAGGUUUGGGCCUAGCACUGAACUUUCAGCCCUCCCUUAUCAUGUUAAAUCGUUACUUUGAUAAACGCCGGCCACUGGCGAAUGGACUGGCUGCCGCCGGAAGCCCAGUAUUCCUCUGCGCUUUGUCUCCAUUGGGACAGAUCCUGCAGGAUAUGUUUGGCUGGAGAGGCGGGUUCCUGAUAUUGGGUGGACUUCUUCUUAACUGCUGCGUGUGUGGGGCUCUGAUGAGGCCACUGGAACCAGCGAAGAAGGCAAAUGAAGAAGUUAAAGAAAUCAAAGACAAGAAACCAAAAAAGCUUCUUGAUUUCUCUGUGUUUAAGGACCGUGGGUUUUUGAUUUACACUGUGGCUGCUUCGAUUAUGGUGCUGGGACUCUUUGUGCCACCUGUCUUUGUUGUAAGCUAUGCCAAAGAUCUGGGCACGCAAGACACCAAGGCAGCAGCACUGCUUACAAUUCUUGGAUUUAUAGAUAUAUUUGCACGACCCACGUGUGGGGUUAUUGCAGGACUGAAGUGGGUUCGGCCACGGUGCAUCUACCUUUUUGGCUUUGCCAUGAUUUUCAAUGGAAUUACCGAUCUGGGUGGCUCCAUGGCAGAUACUUAUGGUGGACUGGUUGUCUUUGUCCUUUUCUUUGGGAUUUCAUAUGGGAUGGUGGGUGCACUGCAGUUCGAAGUACUGAUGGCUAUUGUUGGUACACAGAAAUUUUCCAGUGCCAUUGGACUCGUGCUCUUGGCGGAAGCUUGUGCUGUUCUCAUUGGCCCUCCGUCAGCAGGGAAAAUUCUGGAUGCAACAGGAAAAUACAUGUAUGUGUUUAUCAUCGCUGGCGUUGAAGUUGUCUUGUCAGCCCUGGUGCUCACAUUUGGAAACUUCUUCUGCAUCAGAAAAACCAAGGAACUGGAGCAUAAAGAGGAUGUUACGGAAAUUAAUGAGCUGCAUAAAGUGGAAGAUCAAGCCGUGGAAAGUGGCGCAGUGGAACCCGCAGAAGUGGAAGAGUUUCUUAAAGAUGAAAAAGCGAAAAAUGGCGAAGUAGUUACAAACCCAGAGACGUGUGUCUGAACAUUUCUAGGAUGUUCUAAUAGAUUUUAGAGAGUAUUAGGGCCGUGCCAAUUGUCUGCAAUGUAUUCAGAAACUGAAUGUGUAAACCAAAAACCACAAUCUUAUGCGUCACUUUUUUUAAUUUGAAUUUUUUUUAAUUUAAGGUAUUUUUUUCUGCAAACAGCGUGAAAGCUACUGUGGUCAAAUAUUUAUUUUAAACCUAAAUUGCCCAUCAUUACUUUCUUGGGGUGGUUUGGUCAAGGCCCCCAAAAAAUGACUUUUUAUUUUUAUUUUUAUUGUGUGACUGUGUGUAUUUUUUAUAUAUAUUUCUUUCUUGUUCAUUUUUCUUUUUAGUAUUUUAACUUUUAAUGUUUCAGUCCUAAAGAUGACGUGUGAUUAUGUGAUAUUUAUUUGACAGUACUUUAUACACUUUUUUUGUGAUAUCUUUCAGAGUUUUAUUUGGUAUUGUACUGAAAAGUGAGUAAAAAUAUAAAUACAUAGUCCUAUAAUUUUUUUAAAA
Messenger RNA from Pelobates fuscus (common spadefoot toad), 2045 nucleotides. It is a transcript of the gene SLC16A3, whose product is annotated as solute carrier family 16 member 3. Gene Ontology annotation, biological process: transmembrane transport; monocarboxylic acid transport. Gene Ontology annotation, cellular component: plasma membrane. Gene Ontology annotation, molecular function: monocarboxylic acid transmembrane transporter activity. The record is from RefSeq and is a predicted model, not a curated record. Lineage: Eukaryota; Metazoa; Chordata; Amphibia; Anura; Pelobatidae. The transcript is spliced from 5 exons. The coding region runs from base 128 to 1546 and encodes 472 amino acids.